This is a messenger RNA of Panicum virgatum (switchgrass), 1643 nucleotides long. RefSeq names its product polygalacturonase-like. The transcript is spliced from 3 exons. NCBI's taxonomy places the organism in Eukaryota, Viridiplantae, Streptophyta, Magnoliopsida, Poales, Poaceae. The record is from RefSeq and is a predicted model, not a curated record. The coding region runs from base 189 to 1472 and encodes 427 amino acids. Gene Ontology annotation, biological process: fruit dehiscence; pectin catabolic process; anther dehiscence. Gene Ontology annotation, molecular function: polygalacturonase activity.
UCCAACACCACCACCAACAAGCUGAUCGAUCGAGCUCAGCAGGAAAAGGGACUCGUGCAGCUGCGUAGGCUCAAGGCCUCCUCCUGUCAUCGAUCACCUACUAGCUUGUCCGGCCACUUCGUCAGAGCUAGCUAGCGCUCCUGCCUGCUGGCUACUUGUAACCCAUCGGUUACUUGUUAGCUCUGGCAAUGGCGUCCAUCAGGCUGCAGCUCGUGUUCUUGGCGCCGUUCCUCGCGCUGCUCUUCUCGUCCGGCGCUCUAGGGGCCGCCGCGGAGACCACCAAUGGCACUGCCGGCGCCAUGGGCGGGUCGUCGCUGGCGGCGGCGCAGAGCGGCGUGUUCAGCCUGGACAGCUACGGUGCCCGCGGCGACGGGAGCCACGACGACGCGCCGGCGCUGGCCAGGGCGUGGAAGGCGGCCUGCGCCUCGCCGCUGCCGGCCGUCGUGCUCGUCCCCGGUGGCAAGCGCUACCUGCUCAGCAACGUCGUCAAGCUCCCCGGGCCGUGCAAGUCGGCCAGCGUCACGCUCACGGUGCAGGGCACGCUGGUGGCGUCGCCGAAUCGGGCCGACUGGAGCGACAGGGACAGGAGGCACUGGGUCGUGUUCCGCGCCGUCGACGGCCUCACCGUCAACGGCGGCGGCGUCAUCGACGGCAACGGCGAGGCGUGGUGGAAGAACUCGUGCAAGAUCAACAAGGCUCUGCCGUGCAAGGAGGCCCCAACGGCUUUGUCGUUCCACUACUGCUCGAGUUUGAGAGUGCAGGAUCUGAAGAUCGUCAACAGCCAGCAAAUCCACAUGUCCAUUGAGGACUGCAGCAACGUACAAGUGGCAGGCUUGUCCAUCACUGCUCCUGGCACGAGCCCUAACACCGACGGCAUCCACAUCACCCGGAGCAACGAUGUGCAGGUCACGAACUGCAACAUCAAGACUGGCGACGAUUGCAUCUCCAUUGAGAACGGGACGCACAAUCUUCAUGUCUCCAAAGUUGUGUGCGGACCGGGGCACGGGAUCAGCAUCGGAAGCUUAGGAGACGACGGCUCAAGAGCUGAAGUCUCCGGCAUCACCAUCGACUCGGUGCAGCUGCACGGCACGAGCAAUGGAGCACGCAUCAAGACCUACCAGGGAGGAAGUGGGUACGCCAGGGACAUCACGUUCCAAAACAUGAUCAUGGGCAGCGUCAAGAACCCGAUCAUCAUCGACCAGAACUACUGCGACAAUGCGAAGCCAUGCCGAGAGCAGGGAUCGGCGGUGGAGGUCAGCAACGUGGUCUUCAGGAACAUCAGGGGGACGACCAUCACCAAGGACGCCAUCAAGCUGAGCUGCAGCAAGAACGCCCCGUGCCAUGGCAUCACCCUGCAGAACAUUGACCUCAAGAUGGAGGGCGGCAACGGUGCCGCGGAGAGCACCUGCCAGAACGCGAGGUGGAAGAAAGCCGGGACAGUUCUUCCACAACCAUGCACCUCCCAGAACUAAAACUAGCUAGGCAGCAGCUAGCUGCAAUGCAAUUGAGCAGCCUGUAGCAUGUACAAAGUGGGUGUACUGUAUUACUGUAGAAACAACUAGUCAAGGACAAGGUCAAGCAUACAUUCAUGUAUAUAUAGUCUUUUAUAGAAAUUAACAUCCAAGAGGAGAUAAGAGCACGGC